AUAGAUAUGGGAUUUUGGUCGAUGUAUCUUGUGCUCAGGUUGCGACCACUCUGUUUCAAAAGGCUUCGAAACACAGACUUUUUAAUAUGCAAAACGAAUGGAUACUAAUAAACUCGCAGCAAAACGAAAGUCUUCAGCAAGACACAUCGGCGAUUGCACACAAGACGUUUGAAAUGCAUUUAAGCGAAUCGUACGUUUUACCGGAAUCCAAUGUGUUCCUGUUUGUCGGCAUCACCAAUGGGUGGGAAAUAUGGGAGGGUUUCAAAGUCAGUAAAAUGGAAAGAAUUCAAGUGAACAGAUAUGGGAUAGUGACAACCGAUAAAUUUAAUUAUGAAAAAAAUUAUUCCAUCUCGUUCAGAUCCAAUCUACGAGGUAUCACAUUGAAGGCAACUACUGUGAUCUCAGAGCCAAACAAAUUCAAAGGUUUUUAUCCAUUUGCUGACACCGAUCUAGAUAUAUUCGCUCAGAUGCACUACGAUUUGAACAUGAUUCUACAAGAUCAACUUAACUUUAAAAUAGAUCUAGGUAUCAUCGAUAGUUUUGGCUGGAAUUUGGGAAACGGAUCGUUUAGUGGGCUGACGGGUCAACUACAAAGAGAAGAAAUUGAUUUCGGUGGUAUCGGUUCCUUCAUAAGAAAAGAUCGAAUGACUGCAAUUGACUACACCGUAGGGACGUUCUAUAGACUCCCGGCGGCGUUGUUCAAACAACCGCCACUAUCCAGUGUCCACAACAUAUGCAUUCUACCGUUCAAUUUUGAAGUAUGGAUGGUGAUGCUUUUCACAUUUAUUGGGUUUACGAUUCUUAUCGCGUUUUUGUCCCGGACAACCCGAAAGUUCAACCAGGACGAAAAAGAGACGCUAAACAUUUUGGACUCGGUCACGAUCGUGCACGGAGCAAUUUGUCAACAAGGGUACACAAUGAAUUUGAACACAGGAUCUAUAAGAGUUGCCAUUUUCGUGUUGUUUUUGACUGCGGUGUUUCUGUUCACGUCAUACUCGGCCAGUAUCGUUGCAUUACUCCAGUCACCCAGCAAUUCGAUAAAAACCAUUAAUGAUUUGGUGGAAUCAUCGAUGACGUUUAGCGCACAAAUAACUCCCUACAGUCGUAUAUACUUUGACGAAUCAGACGAUCCACUUUUACGAAAACUUUAUGAUAAAAAAAUGAAAAUUCACGAAAAAGAUAUGUAUACAGAAGCAUCUACAGGAAUAGCUAGAAUUCGAACAGAGUUUCAUGGAUUUUUGAUUGAAGUUGUAUCGGCGUACAAAUUGAUUAGCCAAUUCUGGCGAGAAGAAGAAAAAUGUGGUAUAUCGGAGAUUCAACUUUUCAAAUUGCCAAUACUUGCAUUAGCGGUUAUAAAAAGAUCUGGGUAUAAAGAUAUUUUAAAACAAAAAUUAAUGCAACAACAAGAGGUUGGACUUAAAAAUCGAAUCAUAAGACGAUGGAUCCCUGCCAAGCCUAUGUGUGAUUCUUCAAACCGAGCCAAUCAGUUUGUCAGCGUUUCUAUAAAAGAAAUUUAUCCCAUGCUUCAGAUAUAUGGGUUUGGAUUAUGUGUUUCGAUCAUAAUUCUGUUUUUCGAAAUUGCAUACAACACUUACACUCUCCAAAACAAAAAUCUGCACAGUGAUUUAUAUUUCAGUGUAUUUCGUUUUAUAUAUAAUGUUAAUAAAAAGCUUUUGGACGAACUUUCGAUGGCCGACAUAUCCGUGACGUUCAGCUCACCCAUGUUACAAAUGCAACACUCUACAUGGUACAGAUGUGCCUUUAUAAUCGAUCUAUCCUGUCAAAAUUCAACAGAAACAUUACAACAGAUUUCAAAUGAACGCCUGUUCAAUACGCAAAAUGAUUGGGUACUGUUUGAUCAGAGUUCGUUCACGAAUGAAACGAACUCAGCUCAAUUUGCAUUGCGAACAUUUAAAAUAUAUUUGGCCAAUGCCUACGUUCUACCGGAUGCGAGUGUAUUUUUAUUCUUAAACACCUAUGAUAGCGUUUGGGAAAUUUGGAGUGGUUUUCGGGCUAGUAAAUCAGACGCGAUAAGAGUGUUUGAAAUUAGCACAGCAUCGUCUAACCGGUUGACAAUGCGCGAAAUACAAGAAGAGAAAAGAAAUUUUCGUGGUAUUACACUGAAAUCUACAACAGUGAUAGUCGAAGAGAAUCAAUUUUUUGGAUUUGAUAAAAAAAUGUCUUCUGACUUAGAUGUAUUCGCUCAUAUGCAUUAUGAAAUGAUUGUUAUAUUAACUAAUCAACUUAAUUUUAAAAUAGAACUUACCAUUGUCAAUGAUUACGGAUGGUCUCUGGGUAAUGGUUCGUUCAGUGGUUUAAUCGGUCUCUUACAAAAAGAAGCAAUUGAUUUUAGUGCAGCCGGUGUUCUUAUGCGGCCAGAUAGAAUGCCAGUAAUUGAUUUUACAGUUGGCACAGUUGCAUUACAGACCACAGCAAUGUUUAGGCAGCCUUCAUUGUCUAGUGUACAUAAUAUUUUGUUAUUACCAUUCACAUUUGAUGUGUGGAUAAGUGUAUGUGCAACGUUUUGUGUAUUUGUAUUCACUUUGAUGUUUUUAAUUCGUGUGAAUAACUACUUCGAAAAACAAAAAUAUAGUUCAUUAAAUGUUCAAGAAAUAGUAACCUUGGUCCACGGUGCUUUAUGUCAACAAGGAUUUAAUUCAACUUUAACCUUGGUAUCUAUACGUGUUGUUAUCUUCGUAAUAUUUUUUACGUCGCUUUUCAUGUAUACUUCUUAUUCUGCAAGUAUUGCUGCACUGGUACAAUCAAACAGUAAUUCAAUCAAGUCUAUUAAAAAUAUAGCAGAAUCGUCAAUGACAUUUAGUGGACAAAUUAGUCCAUACGGAAAACAUUAUUUUGAAGAAACAGAGGAUUCUGAUUUAAAGAAGCUUUAUAAAACAAAAAUGGUACCUUAUGGAAAUAAAGCUUUUGUAAGAGCAACAGAAGGGAUGGAAAGAAUUCGAACGGAGUUUCACGGAUUUCUGGUAGAAGUUAUGUCAGCUUACAAAAUAAUCAGUAAAGAGUGGCGCGAAGAGGAGAAAUGUGGCUUGGGAGAGAUUCAACUUUUUAAGAUACCAAUUUUGUCAAUACCUUUAGUCAAAAAGUCUGGACACAAAGACAUAUUUAAACAAAAACUAAUACAUCAAAUGGAAGUCGGAUUGAGUAAACGAAUCUCUAGCCAGUGGAUACCACCGAAACCAUCCUGUGGAUCAUCCAGUAGAGCAAAACAAUACGUUAGCGUUUCCGUUAAAGAAACAUAUCUAACACUUGCAAUAUUUGGAUACGGUAUUUGCAUUUCAUUGGUGAUUUUUUUACUAGAAAUAGUAUAUUUCAUCUGGACGAAUCGCAGAUCCAAAAAAAUUGGUCAAAAAAAUGAACGUACAUACAGUGUGGACUACCACAUGUUGGGACACAAGUAA
This is a messenger RNA of Melanaphis sacchari, 3416 nucleotides long. RefSeq lists its product as uncharacterized. Lineage: Eukaryota; Metazoa; Arthropoda; Insecta; Hemiptera; Aphididae. The transcript is spliced from 19 exons. The record is from RefSeq and is a predicted model, not a curated record. Bases 87 to 3416 code for a protein of 1109 amino acids. Gene Ontology annotation, cellular component: membrane. Gene Ontology annotation, molecular function: glutamate-gated receptor activity.